Molecule: messenger RNA, 1056 nt
Organism: Fusarium proliferatum ET1
Lineage: Eukaryota; Fungi; Ascomycota; Sordariomycetes; Hypocreales; Nectriaceae
Exons: 4
Coding region: 1-1056 (351 amino acids)
Source: RefSeq, a predicted model, not a curated record
AUGACCAAGAUCUUCCUUACCGGCGCUACUGGCUACAUUGGCGGUGAUGUCCUCCAUACGCUGUUGAAGUCGCACCCUGAAUACAAAGUUCGAGCCUUGGUUCGCGAUGCUUCGAAGGGAGCAGCCAUAACCAAGAGCUAUAGUCAGGUGCAGCUCGUGACUGGCGAACUUGACGACACAGAUGUUAUUGCACAGGAAGCCCGGGAUGCUGACGUUGUGCUCCAUCUCGCGGCCACCGGCCACUUGAAGAGUGUCCAGACCAUCUACGAAACUCUCUCGAAAAGGCCUGAUAGUGCGAAACCCCCAUAUUACAUCCAAAUCUCAGGCGCCAGCGCGUUGGCGGCUGGUGAGCUCGCCGACAAGUCGCGAGUCUUUGGUACAGGCAGUGAUGUCAUCUACAAUGAUCUUACUGGUAUCGACUCAAUCAAGUCGCUCAUCAAGCAAUACCCAAGCCGCGCAGUGGACAACUAUGUCUUUUCCGUUUCGGAGCAAAACUCGAAUGUAAAGACGGCGCUUGUUGUUCCUCCCAUCAUUUACGGCCGAGGUCGUGGUCCCGGCAAUCAGCGCAGCAUACAAAUUCCCGGGCUCGCCAAAGCGACAUUGGAGCGCAAGAAGGGUCUGCAAGUUGGCUCUGGUGAAAGUCGCUGGGGGAACAUUCACGUCGCCGAUUUGAGCCGCAUCUUUCUCAGCUUGGUUGAGAAGGCGGUUGAGGGCAAUCAAGAUGAGAACAUUUGGGGAGCAAAUGGACUCUUUUUCACGGGUGCUGGAGAAUUGUCAUUUGCCGAGAUUUCACGUCGCAUCGCUGUCGCUGCAAAUGACUUUAAUCUCAUUCCGACCACAGAAGUUGACAAUCUCGAUGCAAAGGAGAUAGACAGCAUCAUUCCCCACGGUUCUGUCCUGUUGGGAACAAACGCGCGCGCCGGAGCUGAUCGGGCUCGAAAGAUCCUCGCCUGGCAGCCAGAACAUGAAAGCUUGGAAGAGUAUAUCCCAACCACAGUAAUUCAAGAGGCCGAGGCACUUGGCAUUAAGGGUAAGAAUCCCAAAUCCAAGCUUUGA